CCCUCAACCCACUCUACCACAACCUCACCCACCAAACCAAAAAGACACUCCCAUCAAAAUGUCCUUCCUCCUCCGCACCCUCCCCCGCCAAUCCCGUCCCCUCGCUCUCCGCGCCUCACUCCCAACACAAGCCUUCUCCACGACCCUCACGCAAAGAAAAAGCGCUACCGAGACCGUGAAGGAUGCCGCUAAGACCGUCGACCGGGCCGUGAGCGAUAAGUUGGUUGAUGGGAUUGAGAUUGGUCGUAUGUUUCCCCUCUUCCCUCUUCUCCCCCUCCUCCCCCACCCCCCUUUUCCCCAACAGCAAUUUCAUUUCAACAUCUACUGCGAUGAGAGGAGGGUGUAAAGAGGAGAUAUCACCUUGCCCUCACCUUUCAUCACUUGAAUACUUCUUUCUCUGCUCUGCUACACCGGUCCAAAGAUAGAAGAAAGAUACUAACACCCCCAAAGAAACGGCAGCCCAAAAAGCCAAAGCCGCAACCGGCAUCUCAGCCGACGAAGCCAAGGGAAAAGCCGCCGAAGUAGCAGGUGAAGCGAAGGGCAAGGCAGCCGAGUUGAGCGGGGAG
This is a messenger RNA of Mollisia scopiformis, 566 nucleotides long. RefSeq lists its product as uncharacterized. The record is from RefSeq and is a predicted model, not a curated record. Lineage: Eukaryota; Fungi; Ascomycota; Leotiomycetes; Helotiales; Mollisiaceae. The transcript has a single exon. Bases 59 to 346 code for a protein of 95 amino acids.